Messenger RNA from Pterocles gutturalis (yellow-throated sandgrouse), 286 nucleotides. It is a transcript of the gene PEA15, whose product is annotated as phosphoprotein enriched in astrocytes 15. The transcript has a single exon. The annotation marks the transcript as partial. Lineage: Eukaryota; Metazoa; Chordata; Aves; Pterocliformes; Pteroclidae. The record is from RefSeq and is a predicted model, not a curated record.
GUCCUGUCCCAUGUCCCGGUGUCUCCCUGUCACUGUCCCCUGUCCCCUGCCUCACUCCCCAUCCUCGGGCACUGUUGGCGGUGCACGCGGGUGUCCCAGGACGUGUCCCCGUCCCUGUCCCCAUCCCCAGACAACCUGUCGUACAUCGAGCACAUCUUUGAGAUCUCGCGCCGCCCCGACCUGCUGACCAUGGUGGUGCAGUACCGCACGCAGGUGCUCAAGAUCUCGGAGGAGGACGAGGUGGACACCAAGCUCACGCGCAUCCCCAGCGCCAAGAAGUACAAGG